UUUGAUUUUUGAGUUUGCAUUUGCAGAGGGGUGAGGGGAAGCAAAGAGUGCGCGAAGUGUGAAUAAUCAACGAAAUGCUGCCAUUGACUUGAACGCGUUGCGUUCUUGCUCUUCAAGAAAACCAACACCUUAAAACAACUCCAAUAGUAUUUAGCAUUUGGUGUGUGUAUGAUUCAUCGUUUGAUUUGAAUUGAUUAGGUUAAAGUUUAGGUAUGGUGCUCCCACUUUUGAAACUCGGAACGCUGGCAUUGAAAACCCUAAGCAAACCCGUCGCUAGUAGAUUGAAGCAGCAGGCGGCUUUUCACCCCAGGUUUCGCCAACUCAUCGUUAACAUGGCUCAGACAAAUCAUCAAAUCACCACGAGGAUGCAACGGCGCAUCUAUGGUCACGCCACCGAUGUUGAGAUUCGGCCCUUGAAUGAGGAAAAGGCUGUUCAGGCUGCGGUUGACCUUAUCGGAGAACUCUUUGUCUUCUCGGUUGCAGGAGUUCUCUUGAUCUUUGAGGUACAAAGAAGUUCUAGAUCUGAGGCAAGAAAGGAGGAGCUACGAAAACAAGAGCUUGAGGCUGUGAGGCAAAAAAAUGAGAACUUGGCAGAAGAAGUGGAACUUCUUAAGCAAAGAAUUCAAGAACUGGAACAGAUGGCCAGGGGACGAGGACUGACUGGCAUUCUAAACUUCAGACAAGGUAAUACAGAAAUUGGAAAGGCGGAGAAAAUUGCUUGAGCUGAUGUUCUGAUAAACAGAAUAAUUAUUUAUGACAUUUUUUUCAUUCGUCUUCGCGAUGAAUGUCAAGCUUAAUCUCUGAUUCAUUUGAGGGUCUCUUCAAGAGGAGCCUAUUUUUUAAACAUUCAUUUGCUUCUAAUGAAAGAGUUCAAUUAUCUUGCUUUGUUGGGGAUAACUCGCAGAUUGAAAUUGUAUUGUCCCAAAUAAGUGGCAGAUAAUUCAUAGAGACUAAGAGGUGACGCACUCAAUUGAGCAUAAAAUGUGUCAUCUCAAAUAUACCCUUUGCCUUCUCAAUCCACUUGUUAUUAUUCUUUAAAAAGAAAAGAACAUUCGCUCUUCAUGAA
Molecule: messenger RNA, 1066 nt
Organism: Vigna umbellata (rice bean)
Lineage: Eukaryota; Viridiplantae; Streptophyta; Magnoliopsida; Fabales; Fabaceae
Product: Optic atrophy 3 protein (OPA3)
Biological process (GO): regulation of lipid metabolic process
Cellular component (GO): mitochondrion
Source: RefSeq, a predicted model, not a curated record